Messenger RNA from Pollicipes pollicipes, 1651 nucleotides. Its product is annotated as ring canal kelch homolog. The transcript is spliced from 16 exons. Gene Ontology annotation, molecular function: protein binding. The record is from RefSeq and is a predicted model, not a curated record. Lineage: Eukaryota; Metazoa; Arthropoda; Thecostraca; Pollicipedomorpha; Pollicipedidae. Bases 122 to 1651 code for a protein of 509 amino acids.
CGCACCGUCGCGUGAAGUGUGGAGGUUGGGGGGCUGUUAUUGAGGCCUCACCAGUAAUAUCUGUGUUAGGUUCGGGUUACAAGAUAGCUCUUGGAUCUUCAACACCUAGUCAGAACCUGAAAUGGCAGAAAUGAUCCCGCAGAACUUACGGGAGCCUGUGGAGGAGGAGGAGACAGAGGCAAAUCAGCUGCUGCUACGCCACGCGUCGCAGAGCUCGCUGGACGAGAGCUCGCAGCGGCAGGGGCAGCGCGAGGCGGUGCCGGACCGGCCGCCCUACCGCAACGGCUCCCACUGCAGCCGCGCCUUCCAGCAGAUGUACUCCAUGCGCAGGGAGAGGGCCCUGUGUGACGUCGUGCUGGAGGUCGACUCGCGGGAGAUCUUCGCCCACAAGGUGGUCCUGGCGUCGGCGAGCCCCUACUUCAGGGCCAUGUUCACCAGCUUCGAGGAGAGCCGCCAGAACCGCGUCAAGCUGCAGCAGAUGGAUCCGUCGGCACUGGAGGCGCUCGUCAACUACAUCUACUCGGCCGAGAUCCGCGUCACCGAGGGGAACGUGCAGAUCCUGCUGCCAGCCUCCAACCUCCUCCAGCUGUCGGACGUCAGGGACGCCUGCUGUGACUUCCUGCAGAGUCACCUGCACCCCACCAACUGUCUGGGGAUCCGGUCUUUUGCCGAUCUGCAUGGUUGUAUCGACUUGAAGACAAACGCCGAUGCCUACAUCGAGCUCAACUUCAGUGAGGUGGUGGAGUGCGAGGAGUUCCUCACCCUGACCGCCGACCAGGUGAUCCAGCUGAUCUCCUGCGACCGUUUGUCGGUGGCCAACGAAGAGAAGGUGUACGAGUGCGUCCUGAGGUGGAUCAACUACGACCUGCCGGCGCGGGAGCGGCACCUCGCCGACCUGAUGUCACAGGUGCGCCUGCCGCUGCUAUCGCGGGACUUCCUCGUGCAGCAGGUGAAGAAGGAGCCGCUGCUGCAGCCGAACGCCGCCUGCAAGGACUACCUGAUCGAGGCGCUGCUGUACCACCUGUCCAUCUCGAACGAGGGCGGCCCGGCUGUGGAGAGCCUGCGGACGAAGCCGCGCCAGCCGGUCGGCCUUCCCAAGGUUCUGCUGGUGGUCGGCGGUCAGGCGCCUAAGGCCAUCCGCUCUGUGGAGGCGUACGACCUGAAGCAGGAGCGCUGGCACCAGCUCUCGGAGAUGCCCAUCAAACGCUGCAGGUGUGGCGUGGCUGUGCUGGACGGCAAGGUCUACACGGUGGGCGGCUUCGACGGCUGCCUGCGGAUCCGUACCGUCGAUCUGUACAACCCGGCCAGCGACACCUGGCAGAGCUGCGUGAACAUGGAGGUUCGCCGGUCGACGCUAGGUGUCGCCGUGCUCAACGACUGCAUUUACGCCGUGGGAGGCUUUGACGGCAGCACGGGCCUCAACACGGCCGAGAUGUUCGACCCACGCGUCGGCGAGUGGAAGAUGAUCGAGCCGAUGUCGGUGCGGCGCAGCAGCGUUGGCGUCGGUGUGGUGAACGGCAUUCUGUACGCGGUGGGAGGCUACGACGGGGCCAGCCGCCACUGCCUCUCGUCGGUGGGGGCGUACAACCCCGAGCUGGACAGGUGGACCAUGGUGGCCGAGAUGAACGAUCGGCGCUCGGGCACAGCCUAG